UCAGCGGCCGCUCUCUGCUCCCUCCCAGACCAUCCCGUCGCGGGGCGGUGCAGUGCAGCCGGGCGGCAGACGGACAGAGGGGUGCCUGCGCUGCGCUCCACUCCACCUACCCGGACCCGGACGCGGCUCUGAAGUGGAUGUAAUUAAAGUUUCCAUUGUCUUUCACUGGAAGACACACUUGUAAACGGAACUAUGGAAAAACCAAAUAAAGCCGCUGAAUUUCCAAAUCCCACUUACCCUCCAGGUUAUGCAGGAAAUCAAGUUCCUUAUGGAUAUCCUCAGUACGCACCUCAAACUUUCCAAAAUGCUCCAGGACAAGCUAAUUAUGCCCUCCAGGGUUACCCAGGAGGAGCUCCAUAUGGACCUGGGGUCCCGCCAGUCCAAAAUCAGCCUUCUGGGCCCAGUGGGGCAGCUUGGAUGCAAGCACCUCCUCCCCCUCUCAACUGUCCACCUGGAUUAGAAUACCUAAGUCAGAUUGACCAGAUAUUAGUUCAUCAGCAGAUUGAGCUUCUGGAAGUUCUUACCGGUUUUGAAACUAACAAUAAAUAUGAAAUCAAAAACAGCUUGGGGCAAAGAGUAUAUUUUGCAGCGGAGGAAAAUGACUGUUGUACUCGAAAUUGUUGUGGACCAUCACGACCUUUCACCAUUAGGAUCGUUGACAAUAUGGGUCAAGAAGUGAUAACAUUGCAGAGACCUCUCAGAUGCUCUUCAUGCUGUUGUCCUUGCUGCUUGCAAGAGCUUGAAGUUCAGUCCCCUCCAGGUACACCAGUUGGCUACAUAAAACAAAACUGGCACCCCUGUCUGCCUAAAUUUACUGUUCAAAAUGAAGCAAAAAUAGAUGUAUUUAAAAUCAUUGGCCCAUGCGUUGUAUGCAGCUGUUGUGCGGAUAUUAAUUUUGAGGUGAAGUCGAUGGAUGAAAGUUCUGUAGUCGGAAGAAUUUCUAAGCAGUGGUCUGGAUUUGUAAGAGAGGCAUUUACAGAUGCUGAUAAUUUUGGAAUCCAGUUUCCAAUGGAUCUUGAUGUUAAGAUGAAAGCUGUUAUGAUUGGUGCUUGCUUCCUCAUCGAUUUCAUGUUUUUUGAACAAACUGGGGACAAGAACCAGCGAGCAGGAGUGUGGCAGUAGAAUCUACUGUUGGAUUUAAAACAUGCUUACAGAGAAAAGUUUCACACUGCUUUGUGCUCUUUUUCUAAAAUACAUUACAAAAGUCCAGUAUAUAUAGAACAUCUCUGGAUCUUUUGCUUAUUGCUAGUUUCUUUUGUAACUUAGGGUUUCUAUUGCCCUAUUUUAUUGUUUUGAUAUUGCAAAUACAAUUCUAUACCUCUGAUAUAAAUAUAGAUUAAAUCCUGUAUAAAUAA
Molecule: messenger RNA, 1355 nt
Organism: Trachemys scripta elegans
Lineage: Eukaryota; Metazoa; Chordata; Testudines; Emydidae
Gene: PLSCR1
Product: phospholipid scramblase 1
Exons: 10
Coding region: 193-1122 (309 amino acids)
Biological process (GO): plasma membrane phospholipid scrambling
Cellular component (GO): plasma membrane
Molecular function (GO): phospholipid scramblase activity
Source: RefSeq, a predicted model, not a curated record